UGUGUGUGUGUGUGUGUGUGUGUGUGUGUGUGAGGGUGAGUGAGUGAUCUCAGUGCUGUGUCUCCGUCCUGGGUGCGCUCUAAUAAUAGAGGGGGCCGCCUUCUCCUUUAAGAGCCUACUUGUUGCAUACUCUACAAAAGAUAUUGUAACAAAAUGGUUAUCAAAGUAUUUCUCGCCUCUUCAUCGGGAUCCACUGCGAUCAAGAAGAAGCAGCAAGAUGUGGUCGGCUUCUUGGAGGCUCUUAAAGUGGACUACACUCAGCUGGACAUCGCCUGCAACGAGGAGAACCGCAUGUGGAUGAGGCAGAAUGUCCCUGAGGAGAAGAAGCCUGCCAACGGCAUCCCCUUGCCCCCCCAGAUCUUCAAUGAAGAGAGCUACUGUGGGGACUAUGAAACAUUCUUCGAUGCUAAGGAAGACAACUCUGUUUAUUCCUUCCUGGGGCUGCCCCCUCCUCCUGGGUCAAAGGAAGCACAACAGGCUGACAAGGCAGACAUUGUGGAGAACGGGACCCAUACUGAGGAAACUAAUGCAGAAGAAAACCUUGAUGACUCAACAGCCCAUGUAGAAGAGGAAGAAGAACAGGAGGAAGAGGAUUUGCAGUCAGAGGAGGAAGAAGAGCUACGACAGCUUGAGGAGCAAGAUCAACAAGGCAGUGAGGAAGAAGAAGAAGACUUGGAAGAAACACAGCAGGAGGAAGAGGCUGAGUAGUUAAAGCCAGGCGAUGGUGAUGAUGUCAACUUACUUCUAUCCAGGAGCCUCCCGUGCCGUCUCUCCCUGACCCCUGACGCUUGACCCCCUCAGCCCCUCAGACCCCUCCACUCUUCCCCAAGGCCACACUGGACCCCACUGGAAAUUGCUGGUCAUGUGCUUGAAGGCACCACCAAAACUAUGUCCUAACCCACAUUUGCCACCCCUUCCCUUCCCUUUUGACUGCAAUUAUGACUUAAUUUUUAUAUUUUGCGUGUAGAGACAUACUGUAGGACUAAUGAAUAUGUUAAACUCAAACAUAUUUCUUAUGUGUUACUUCUAGAAAUUCUAGUUUUAUAACACAAAGAGGCAGCAAAGUUGUCAGAAAAUGCAACCUUGGCUUAGCUUGUGGUCUCUCUGUCAGUGUCCAAGAUUCAUAACUGACUCUCUAGUAAGUGAAUUAUUCUGUUUUUUAAUCUCAGUAGUUUUACCAAUGUCGCGCCUUGAUGACUACAAAACAUCCCUCUAUCAGCUGAAUGUAUAACUACAAACGAAGACUUCUAAUGGCCACAUGUGAAAGAAAUACGCACACACACUGUAAGACUGCAAACUACUCCACCACCACGACAAAUGUCUGCCAAUACUGCUGUCUAAUCAAUGCACUUUGUUGAAUGAAGAGUAAAACAUGUGACUAAGACUUGGAUGCAAUGGAAAAUGCAAUAAAGAGAACUGAUAAAAAACA
Thunnus maccoyii (southern bluefin tuna) is the source of this 1429-nucleotide messenger RNA. RefSeq names its product SH3 domain binding glutamate-rich protein (gene sh3bgr). The record is from RefSeq and is a predicted model, not a curated record. Lineage: Eukaryota; Metazoa; Chordata; Actinopteri; Scombriformes; Scombridae. Gene Ontology annotation, cellular component: cytoplasm. The transcript is spliced from 11 exons. The coding region runs from base 154 to 708 and encodes 184 amino acids.